Molecule: messenger RNA, 873 nt
Organism: Acanthamoeba castellanii str. Neff
Lineage: Eukaryota; Discosea; Longamoebia; Acanthamoebidae
Exons: 6
Coding region: 1-873 (290 amino acids)
Source: RefSeq, a predicted model, not a curated record
AUGCAGCGCGGGUUGGCGCUGGCGCUUGUGAUAGCCCUCUUGGCCCUCGCCUCCGUGGCCGAGGCCUGGGGUCCGCUCUCGCACUACUAUUUCGCCCUCCAAGCCUUCCCCACCGCCGACCCCUACAGCGUGAAGCAGGGCUGCGACCUGCCGGACGGGUUCUACUUUGCCAACUGGUCGCAGUUUCCGGACUGCUCGGUGCCGGUCGACGCCAUGCACAACGGCGUCUUCCCGGGCUACCUCGUCCAGUUCGCCCUCACCUCCGAGGCAGCCAAAUUCAAGCGCGAUGGAUUUGAUCCGCUGUCGAUGGCGCUGGCCUUUGGCUCGCACGUGUAUGCCGACGUCGUGGGCUUCCACACUCCCUACGGCGGUUAUCUUGGUCCGACAGUGCCCAACUACGCGACCACGUGGCCCCACAUGACCGCGAUCGACGCCCACGUCUCCCAUUACAUCCCGUUCGACCCCGACUCCACGAUGUCGAGCGAGGUGGCUGCCGAGUUUGUGGCGGCUGGCACCGAGUACGCGCACAGGGCCAAUGCCAAGUACGGCGUCUACAACGCCACCGCCAUCAAGAAGUGCAGCGACAACUGGGGCACCGCCGGCCUCGGGCUCAUCAAGGUGGCCAAGCUCCAGGCCGCGUCGACGUACUAUCAGCAGGCGCUGAUCGCCUACGACCAGUUCAACGCCACCACUUUCCAGCAGACGGCCAAGCACUUUACCAUGGCCAACGAUUGCGCCGUGGCGGUGAUCCAGCACUGGGCGCAGCUGGUCUGGAAAGACAAGCUCCAUCCGGAGACCGCCUUCGCCCAGAGCUACGCCUUCUCCAAGAGCCUCUUUGCCAAGGGCUCCUGCACGCCCUACCCCGUUUCGUAA